Cannabis sativa is the source of this 3119-nucleotide messenger RNA. RefSeq lists its product as uncharacterized. Gene Ontology annotation, biological process: rRNA processing. The transcript has 11 exons. The record is from RefSeq and is a predicted model, not a curated record. NCBI's taxonomy places the organism in Eukaryota, Viridiplantae, Streptophyta, Magnoliopsida, Rosales, Cannabaceae. The coding region runs from base 173 to 2878 and encodes 901 amino acids. Gene Ontology annotation, cellular component: nucleolus; small-subunit processome.
GAAAAAUUGUAAAAAAAAAUAAAAAAUAAACCCUGGUAAACCACUAAAACCUUGGCCUUGGCUUUCUUCCCUUUCGGCUUCUGCUCCUCAUAACAUAGGGUGUUUGUGCCGCCAAACCCCACCAUUGCCCCUAUUCCACAGCUACUCCUCUCUGAGACAUCUGAAUACGCUCAUGGCGGAAACCAAGCGCAAAACCAGAGAUGGGGGAACCCGGAAGAAUAACAAGAAGCCAAAGAAGGCCACCGAAAAGGACAAGACCAAAAGGCGAGGCCCUCGAAUACCAUCUUCGUUUCGGAAGGAGCUUGACCGAAUAAACCCUAGGACUGGCAGUCCUAUUAACAGUGACGGUGACGAAAGGAUCGAUUCUGACGAGGGUGAAGUUUUUGGGAACGACGUCUACGAGUACGAGGAGAAAGUUCCUGAAGAAGAGUCCAUGAAGAAUCGCCGCUUCGACCGGGUCGAGAACUUCGAUUAUGAACUACCACACGACUUUGAGGACGAGAAUGUGUCGUCUGAUGAUGACAAGGAGAUUGACGAUAAUAAAGACGUAUCCAGUAGUGACGAGGAUGAUGACAAUGGAGAUGAAAAACAUGUGAGGAUGUUGCAGGGAAUUACUGGAAUUACAUCCGAGGCUUUUGAUGGGAAGAAGAAGAAUAAGAAGUAUACUGUCAUUACAGAGGCAUAUCCUGAAUCUGAAUAUAAUCCUAGCCGUGAUGUUUUGGAUGGUCAUGGUCAAAUUAGUGUUGAAGACCUUCUAAACCCUCUACAGGGGAAAUCUGGUUAUAACCAACUUAGGAAGAGAGUGCAUCAAAUGGAGAGAAAAUCAACAACGACACAAGCACCACUUCCUAAAGCAGAACGAGAAAAAUUAGAGAGGAAGGCGGCGUAUGAACACUCAAAGAAAGACUUGCUUAAAUGGGAGCCACUUGUUAAGAGGAAUAGGGAAGCUCCUACCUUAUUUUUUGGUAAUGAUGUAGACUUAGGAUAUUCUACCGUAGGAGCAAUAGCAUCAGAAUUUGAACCUAGAACUGAAUUUGAGAAGAAAAUUGCUUCACUAGUACACGAUGACAAGGUUAUGGAUGCUCACUCAAAUGAUGGUUCCAAGCUUCUUGAAUUUAACAAGGUGUCUGUUGAAGAUGAAAAGGAACGCCAAAAUCGUAUUGCCAAAAUGCGCAGCCUUCUUUUCCGUCACGAGUUAAAGGCAAAACACAUAAAAAAGAUCAAAUCAAAAACAUUUCAUCGUUUGUUGAAGAAAGAUAAACUGAAGGCAGCGUCUUCUGAGAAUCAGAUGGACCCAGAAGCCUCUAAAGACAUGGCAAGGAGACAGGAAUAUGAUCGUGCGAAGGAACGUAUGACGCUGAGGCACAAAAGCAGCUCAAAGUGGGCGAAGCGCAUUAAAGAACGAGGUUUAGAUGCCCAGGAUGAAGGCACUCGAGCUGCUGUAGCUGAACAGCAGCACUUGCAUGCUCUUUUAACAAGAAAAAUGAACACCAUGAAAGAGGGCAGCAGCAGCAGCAGUGACGAAAGUAGCUAUGAGUCUGAGUCUGAUGAAGAACCUGGUUUAGAGCAGGGUAAGACGUCCAAGUUAUUAAAAGAAGCAAAAGAGAAAACACUUAAUGUUUUAAAUCAAGAAGAUGAAGUGCCAAACUCAGGAGUGCUCUCUUUACCUUUCAUGGUGCGUGGCAUGAAUAAAAGAAAUGAGGCAGCUGCUGAGGAAGCUAAACUUGCCCUUGAAGAUUUUGAUUCGCUGUCAAAGCAGUUGGAGGGUUCAGCUGGAGCUGAAGAUGUGAAAACUGCCCCUUCUAGUGGUAGAAUGGUCUUUAGUGCAGCUGGGAAGCAGGGUUCAAAAUCAAAUAAAACCAAAUUAGAUAAGAAGAGUAAUUCAGAUAGAUUUUAUGAUGAUAGUGAUGGUGAAAAUAACUUGGAAGCUGAAGAUGACGAGUCUAAUGGGAACAAUGAAAGUACUGAUAUGCAUAAAGAAGUCAGUCUUGAUCCUAGUGUACUUCUUGAAGUUUCUGGUGCUGAUCAGAAUGCUCUCUUCAAGAGCUUUGGUGAUGUUGGAGGCCCAGGUCCUAAGACAACACAUGAAGUUGCUAUUUUUGCAUCAGGCACAUGGAAAAAGGUGAAAGGCAAAAACAAUGAUGCUAGCAGCAAAAAGUCUCUUGUUUCAGUGGAGCCGGUUUCGCAGAAACAAGAAGUACAGGAAACUGAGAAGGAGUUGGGUGAGGAUAGUGAUUCAGAAAGUGAUGGCCAGAUGGUAGAUGGGAUUCUUUCUUCAGGUCCAAAAUCUUAUGAACUUCCUUCUCAAGCUGAACUUAUUCACCAAGCCUUUGCGGGAGAUGACGUGGAGGAUGAUUUUGAGAAACAUAAACAGAUGAUUUUGAAUGAGGAGAACCCUGAACCAGAAAAACCCGUUUUACUCCCUGGUUGGGGCCAAUGGACCGAUGUACAGAAUAAAAAAGGUUUGCCUUCUUGGAUGCUGAAAGAACAUGAAACUGCUAAGAGGAAGAGAGAAGAAGCUGUAAAAAAGAGGAAGGAUGCGCAACUUAAACACGUUAUUAUCUCUGAGAAGCUGGAUAAAAAGGCUGAGAAGCUCUACACAAUAAGUUUACCUUUCCCUUACACAUCAAAAGACGUUUAUGAACAGAGCAUUCGCAUGCCCAUCGGUCCUGAAUUCAACCCAGCAACUACAGUUGGAGCUCUCAAUCGGCCUGGAGUUAUGAAGAAGCCAGGUCAAAUUAUCAAUCCGAUUGAAUAUGAAGACGUGGAUCCUUAUGAAAAGGGUGGUGAGCAGCAGAAACGUAGCGGACAGAAGCAAAAACAGACCAAAAAUAAAAAACAAAAACAGAGGAAUAGUAAGAAUACUAGAAGUUGUUAAAAGAGGUACUUUCGUUGCUUCGGAAGUAGGAGAAUUUUGGCCCCUUUAAUUAAUUUAUUUGUUAUAUGAUUUAUGUUAUUUUGAAAUGAUCUGUACCAUCAUAUUAUUGAGUUAUAGCAGAUUUUGAUUUGCUAUUGAUGUAUUUUUCUUUACGAUUUUUCAAGGAAGAGAAAACACUGAAGAUGAAUAUUUGUGAUAUAUAUCACAAUAGUGAAUACUUGUGAUUCUAUUUUAAGGCAAA